Gaeumannomyces tritici R3-111a-1 is the source of this 1378-nucleotide messenger RNA. Its product is annotated as RNA polymerase II subunit A domain phosphatase SSU72. The transcript is spliced from 3 exons. Bases 402 to 1166 code for a protein of 254 amino acids. NCBI's taxonomy places the organism in Eukaryota, Fungi, Ascomycota, Sordariomycetes, Magnaporthales, Magnaporthaceae. Gene Ontology annotation, cellular component: nucleus; mRNA cleavage and polyadenylation specificity factor complex. The record is from RefSeq and is a predicted model, not a curated record. Gene Ontology annotation, biological process: termination of RNA polymerase II transcription. Gene Ontology annotation, molecular function: RNA polymerase II CTD heptapeptide repeat phosphatase activity.
GUGCCUUGCGCGCUGUUCUUGUUUCUGGAACCGUGCAAACUUUGAACAAGACCAUGGGACGCGCUGGCUAUUCUCCCGCCUCCCCCUCGGCUCUCCAGCAUGCGCACCAUUAGCCCGAAAACGGAAGUAGGUCUGUCAUUACCUCAAACGCAGACUUGAGCCCGUGGACCAGUCACGAAUCGGAAUUGAGCAGCCUCGCUUUUUUCCAGCACGAAACGCCGUUAGGCAGGUUGGUGCGACAUCCAGGUUGACCGCCAGCCAGAUGUACCCCAUCUGAGCGCCCUGCACCUCGGCCAUCCUCGAUUGCGAGAGACUGUUUCUGCUUCGAGACCGAGUCGGCAAACCGAAACCUCUGCUUCAGCAGGAGCUGUGUGUCACCAACCACUAGCCAAUAGUCGCCGAUGGAGACGCAAAAUGGAGGGCCUGCUGCGGGUCAGGCUCCCGAGCAGGAGCGCGAAGAUGGCUUCAAGCUGAAGUUCUGCACCGUCUGUGCGAGUAACCAGAAUCGCUCGAUGGAGGCGCAUCUCCGCCUCUCACAGGCAAACUUCCCAGUCAUAUCCUUUGGCACGGGAUCUCUAGUGCGCCUUCCCGGGCCCACGAUAACCCAGCCCAACGUAUACAAGUUCAACGACACGACGUACGAUAACAUGUACAAGGAGCUUGAGGGCAAGGAUCCUAGGUUAUACCGGGCCAAUGGCAUCCUGAACAUGUUGGGUCGAAACCGCAAUGUCAAGCGGAACCCGGAGAGAUGGCAGGAUUGGCAGAUCGGCAUCCCACGCCUGGACCAUGCCAGCGAUCGCGGGAGCGCUGGAACGGAGGGCGGCGUGGUCGACGUGGUGUUCACCUGCGAGGAGCGCUGUUGGGAUGCCGUCAUAGAUGACCUACAUGCACGCGGCUCGCCCCUGAACCGCGCCGUCCAUGUCAUCAAUGUUGACAUCAAAGAUAACCACGAGGAGGCGGCUAUCGGAGGCAGCGGGAUUCUCGAUCUGGCCGAGUCGCUGAACAAGGUGGCAAUGGAGGAGCGGGACAAGGUGGGCGCUGCCGUGUUUGACGGGGCUGGCGGCGCUGGCCGGUCCGGCUUCGAUGAACGGGUGCCAGAGGUCUUGGCCGAGUGGCAGGAAAGAUGGCCGAACCUGCCCGCAACCUGGACUCUGGCGUGGUUCUGAAAGCAUUGCAGACAAAUGCUGGCGGGAAGCCCUCGUGCAGGGAGCACUGGGAGUCAAGGCUUUGGCCGUUGGACUCUUUCUGCUUUUACUGAGUUGAAAUAUGAUACCCUUGGUCUGAAAUGGUGCUUGACGUUGACAUAUCUUGAAAUAUCUUCUGUACCUGUCAAAGAAGUGAUGCAAUUGAAAACGUCAUCCGCAUUUUGACUUGUCGC